This is a messenger RNA of Fusarium mangiferae, 1098 nucleotides long. RefSeq lists its product as uncharacterized. The coding region runs from base 1 to 1098 and encodes 365 amino acids. NCBI's taxonomy places the organism in Eukaryota, Fungi, Ascomycota, Sordariomycetes, Hypocreales, Nectriaceae. Gene Ontology annotation, cellular component: cytoplasm. Gene Ontology annotation, biological process: L-serine biosynthetic process; dephosphorylation. Gene Ontology annotation, molecular function: magnesium ion binding. The record is from RefSeq and is a predicted model, not a curated record. The transcript has a single exon.
AUGAGACCCAGCAUCAAUCUCGUUGUCAAUGCCCUUUGGCUGACCAGCCUGAGCACUCCCUCUGCUGCCGCUCCCUCCAAUGGCAACUAUGGUCUCAAGGGUCCCGAGCUCAAGCACUGGCCUGCCAAAGCUGCCAAAGCUCUCAACAAGAUGAUUGCUCGCAAUGCCAACAGUGGUCGCUAUGCUGUCUUCGACAUGGACAACACUAGCUAUCAAUUCGAUUUGGAGGAAUCACUUCUUCCUUACCUUGAGAACAAGGGUGUUCUUACGCGAGAGACCAUGGACCCUGCUCUCAAGCUGGUCCCUUUCAAAGACACCAAGAAGCACAAGGAGUCGCUGUACAGCUACUACUUGCGCCUCUGUGAGAUUGAGGAUGCUGUCUGCUAUCCUUGGGCUGCUCAGAUCUUCAGCGGAUUCCCUCUCGGUGAGCUCAAGGGCUACGUCGAUGAGCUGCUGGCCUACAACAAGACCAUCCCCACCACCUAUUUCGAGGACGACAAGGUUACAGCUACUGAAGUCUCGCCUCCCAAGAUCUUCGAGGGCCAGGUCGAGCUGUACAACCGCUUGAUGGCCAACGGCAUUAAGGUCUACGUUGUCAGCGCUGCUUCCGAAGAGCUUGUCCGCAUGGUUGCUAGCGAUCCUAAAUAUGGCUACAACGUCCCUCCUCAGAACGUCAUCGGUGUAUCUCUCUUCCUCAAGACCAAGAAGGGCGAGAUCACUACUGCUCGCAAACAGAUUGAGGAUGGUGACUACACUAAAAAGACACAGAAGCAGAACCUUGAGGCUGAGAUGACUCCAUGGCUCUGGGCCCCAGCUACUUGGAAGUCUGGAAAGUGGGCUGCUAUUCUCACCUACAUCGAUGAGUGGAACAGGCCUAUUCUUGCUGGUGGUGAUACUCCUGAUAGUGACGGUCCCAUGAUUUUCCAGGGUGUUGAUGUUGCGCGUGGCGGUAUUCACCUUUGGGUUGAUCGCAAGGCUGCUUACAGAGAGCAGAUUGACGGCAUGAUCAAGAACAACACCAUUGCUCAGAAGAAGGAAGGACUACCCGUUACAGCUGACAAGAACUGGGUCUUCGUGACGCCAACCGAGCUUCACUAA